AGAAUUUGGGUACAUCUUUUAACUUUCUAAUUUCAAUUCUUCCCCUUCCUUCCCUAAAUACCCAAAAAAGGACACAGCUUCGCUUUGGUGUACAUUCUCAAUUCAGUAAAAAAUGGGAUACGUGCUAAGGGUGAGAUUUGCAUCGUUUUUCGCCGGUGCGGCGGUGGCGUCCGCCGUUGGUCUCUACGUUCUCCACAAGGAUUACCAAACCGCCCACCACUCCCUCUCUCAACAGAUGAAUGAUGUUUAUGAAUCUCUGAAUGGACGCAUUUCUGCUUUGGAAAGGCUGAAAGAAGCUGAUGCUGCAAAACGCGUGGAAGCUACUGAGUAGAAGUUCCAAGUGGUUCCCAAUGAAUACUUGUCCUGUUGAGACAUCAAAAUAGAUUCCCUAGGUUCUAGUUGCUUCUGACUCCGUUAUGAUGUAUUUGAUCUUCUGCAUAAAGUUUAGCUUUUUCUUUUGUUUUGCCGUAUGAUGGGUCAAAAGGCACGUUUUCUGGAAGCGGUAAUGAGAACUUGAAGUCAAUUUUGAUCCUUGGCGUUUCUGAACCUAUGAAAUGUACUCUUGCCUCUCUUUACAAUAAGAUUCAGCUUGAACAACUAAUUUCUCAGCUAGCUAUUAGUUGGAUAAUCGUAGGCUAAAAUGAUCAUUAUUGGUGA
Molecule: messenger RNA, 657 nt
Organism: Nicotiana attenuata
Lineage: Eukaryota; Viridiplantae; Streptophyta; Magnoliopsida; Solanales; Solanaceae
Exons: 2
Coding region: 113-331 (72 amino acids)
Source: RefSeq, a predicted model, not a curated record